AAGACGACCAUCAAUUUGAUUCGAAUGCUGACCAAGAGGCAAAUAAAAACCAUCAAUGUAUUAUACAUGUUGACGAUGAUCCAACCAAAAAAUCCUAAGUAUGAUCUAAAACAAGAUUUAUUGGAAGAAUGCAAAAAAUUAUUAGGAACCACAUUAUCAGGAAAAAGGCCUCUGAAUAUUGCGGUCUUAGGGCCACCUGGCUGUGGAAAAUCUGCCUUCCUUAAUACAGUGUUUGCCAGUUUUAGUAACGACCGGUGGAGAGAGCAUGCCAAACAAGGAAGUUUUAGUGCCAUGGGUAAACAAGUUACCAGACGACUAAAAAGCUAUAGGAAGGAAGUCUAUUACAGAGAAACGGAUACAGUUUUAUUGCCUACGUUUAUAGAUAUGACUGGAUUCGAAAACGAAGAUUCAGAACUUAACAGAGAACUUCUAAACAUAAUUUUGAAAGGAAAAAUGAAAGAAAAUGAACUCCUCUCAGAUGUUAUCGAAUACGGAAAGAAAUACAGAGAAUAUGCAUUAAGAAUGAAAUACAGUACCAGACCUGUUUACAAACGUGUAGACCGUAUUAUAGCUGUUUGUUCAUGUAACCCGUUGUCAAAUUUACAACGUUCUUUGUUUGAGACGAUAGCUGAAAUCGCUAGUAAUAAAGACAUAACCGUGUAUGGGGUUAUGACACACGCAGAUGCAUUCUCAACAGAGGAUAAAAUUAAAGAAAAAGAAGCAAAAAAUAGAAAUUUACUGGGUAUACCAGAUACAAGGUUUGUUCGUAUUAUGAACUAUUGUUCUGAAGUGGAUCCUACUCAUGCAUACCUUAAAACUGUAAUCCCAACAUUGGAUGUUCCAGUUCUUCGACUGAUGACACAGGUUUUACCACGGGAGGAAAAUGAUGAUGUAGAACCUGAGCCUGAUCCGCAAGAUACUAAAAGAGACUAUGUGUACAGAUAUUGGAAGCCAGGAUCGGCACUAGUAGUAAUAAUACUAUUGUUACUGUUUGGAACGUUAGGCAUUGUUAUUAUUAUCAUUCUGAUAAUUGUAUUAUCGCUGGUCUACUUUUUGAAAGGUCAAGAAGUACUGUCACAAUUAAUCUUCUUUGAAUGAAUUAUCGUAGCCUAGACACACCAUAAAUGAAAACAAUUGUACUUAUUAUUUUCUGCUUAUAUUAUUGUUGAGGGUGCGGAUGGGGGUUUACAGAAUAUAUAGUAAUGGGCAAAAACAUAAAGAAAAGAGAAUAAUAAACUAAAAAAAUAAGAAAAGAGAAUAAUGAGUUGCUAAAAUAUAAAGAAUAGAGAAUAAUGAGCAAAAAGUAUAAAGAAUAGAGAAAAAUGGCCUAAAAAAUUAAAGAAUACAGAAAUGAAGGACCAACCAUCCAUACCCUCAUUGUUGAAGUAGUCGAAAUGCCAUUGGCAUAACAUAAAAUGUACAUCUGUAAUUCAAAUAUUUUCUAAUCAAAUCUGCCUUUUAAAUUUUGACUUCCAAAUUGUCUUGAUUUGAUAAAAAAUUAAGAUGAAAAAAUAUGUUUUGUAAAUAAUGCUGAGCUUUCAAUUAAUUACAAUUGCACCUCGAGGACACAUUACGUGCAUGAUUUCUUUAUUAAAAUUUGACUUCAUGUCCCGCAAUUGAUACUGUAAAACUAAUUACAAUUACAAAUCGAAUAUCUUAACAAAACUACCCAUGAUAGUUUAAAUUUGUUAAUUUGAGAAUCAAUAAAUUUUUGUUAUCUUUAUCAAAUCAAAGAAAUAUGUUCUUAACCAUAAGUGAUAAACAUACAAAGCAAAUGAUGAUUUAAUAUGGAUGUGAUUUGAUCAUUUUGAAUAAACUUAUCAAUGAUUGAAAA
This is a messenger RNA of Mytilus californianus (California mussel), 1834 nucleotides long. RefSeq lists its product as uncharacterized. NCBI's taxonomy places the organism in Eukaryota, Metazoa, Mollusca, Bivalvia, Mytilida, Mytilidae. The coding region runs from base 25 to 1098 and encodes 357 amino acids. The record is from RefSeq and is a predicted model, not a curated record. The transcript has 4 exons.